AAAGUAUUUAAACGUACCAAUCAGACUUCAGCGCAAAAUAUAGUUCAAGGUCACCCUAGCGUACAGUUGUCGAUAAAACGAACGAGGCUAUAAUUUAUGGACGAACUAAACGCGAAAUUCACUAGUCGAUUUUGAUAAAUAGAGUUCUUGCAUUAUAGUUGAUGUAAGUUCGUGUUGAAAACUCGAGAUCUAAUGCCUAAGCUUAAUCGUUAACUCCAUAUUAUUAGUUCCAACACUAACCCAAGGGGUAACACCCAAAAACAUUAGACACAACAUAGCAGAACGGACUGUGGACACAACUCCUUCUCCUUAAGAGUUGUCAAAUGCUGGAAUUCGCUGCCGGCCGAGCUAGUCCAAACGUCUUCCCAGGAGUCCUUUAAGAGGCAACUUGAUAUAAUCUUAAGGAAUAAGGAUAGUAUCACACUAUGAUUUACUAAUUUCUUUUUCGCCUUUUAUUGUUAACAUACCUAGGUUCCUGCCUGGAGGUUUUGGUGAUCCCCUGCUUCUAGACACGGAAGCCUGUUUAGCGAAAGCUUCCAUUCCAUCCGCAACCAUUUGAACCAUUCUAAUUCCUCACACAGGUUCGUAACCCUCAUUUGGUCCUGGUUACUAGGUAGACACUCUCCAGGCCAGUCUGGCGUCGCUCAAAGCUCGUCCAUAAAUUAUAGUUUCAUCACGCAAACUUCUAUUCUUAAAUGUAGUAUUUACUAGAAUUGACGUAGAAGUAUAUUUCGGUAAUAUUUAAUGAUUGAUGCUUUUCGACCUCACAGGCCUCAUCAAAUGUCUUUUAUUGUCAAUAAAGAACUAUGAGUAGUUCGCUGCACAACAAUCUGCGAGAAGUUUUUGGUUGCGAUGCUAUAGAUUCUUGUUUUUGUAAAGAAUUAUUUUUCGAACAAGUUGUAUAUUUCUUACAAACUUCAAACUUAACAUCACAACUCGCUACGCUGGUGGAAGAAUGUAAUUGUUUGGUGAGUAUUUCUACCAUCAAUCUUUAUCAUACUCUUGAUGAUGAUAAUGAUCUUCUGAGGUUACUGUGUUUGUUCAUAAAAUUGAUUGGUAAUUUAAAUGACGAGUUGAAUGCAUAUCUUGGAUCUAUCCUCGACUCAAGAUUGGAGUCAAUAAUGAAUGACAAUAGAAUAAUGAGCGAAGUACAGUGCCUUGUUACAUCGGUGUUAAGUUCAUUGAAAUGUGAAAAUUUAUUACAACCAUUAUGGCAUAGUUAUUUGUGUUUAGAACUUGAGUCGGCUGAAAUGGAUACUGAAGAGUCGAAUAUAUUCUCUUCCAUCAUUUGUCCAAACAUUACAGACAGAAAAAUGCAAAUUUUGUUAUCAGCCCGGAAUUCAACUCAUAAUCAUUCUCUAGUCAGUUGGAAUAAUUUAUAUCAACAUUUAUGUGCACCUUAUAUUAAAGAAGCUCUAUCAUACAGAACAAAGUUAUUGUGUUCUGAAAAUUAUGCCGAACGAUUUCUAGAUUCAAUAAUAAAAUAUAAAAACUGCGUACUGAAAAAAGUUCUCAUACCUAGACUAUUCUCAAGAAAAAGUGAUGUACAUGAUAUCAAUUCUGAGUUAUCGGAUGAAAUUGUAUAUAAGACAUUCUAUUUAGUUCAUAAACCUGAUAUGUUUUCAUUAGUUAUUGAAUACCCAGACUCUGUUGCUGCGCUUAUGGACCUGGGUAAAUGUUUGGAUAAUCUCCCAAUACGUCAAGAUUUGAUUACUCACCUAACCGAAGAAGUUCAACAACGAUUAUUACAUCCAGGUGUUCAUACUGAACAAAUUUUAGCUGCUUAUAAUUACUUAGUACGAGCUUUACGUUUAAUCGAUAGUACAUUUCUGGUACAAGAUAUAGUUUGCAAACCAGUCUCGGCAUGUCUUCGGCAAAGAGAGGAUGCGGUUCGUUGUAUAGUUGAUAAAUUAAUAUCUGGCUCAGAAACCGAUGGUGAAGACGAUGAAAUUAAAGCUGAAGCAUACACUGAUACAACUACAGAACUUCAUCAAGAAUUAUUAUUGCCUAAACCAUUGGAAGUUGAACCAUUGGAUGGUGGUGAAGAUAGUGAUGCUGAUAUUGUCUAUGAAGACCCACCAUUUGACUCCGAUAUACAUUCUGCUAACUCGGAUAAACAUUUUCUUUUGGAAAGUGAUUGGAAACCAGAUCCUAUUGAAGCUUUAUGUCAACGAGGAUCUUGGCGUCGUAAGUUAGAUCUUUUAAGCAUGUUAGUUAGCAUUUAUGGAAGUAAGAAAGCAUUUUUAGUUGAAUACAAACAAUUAUUGAGUCAACGUUUAUUAAGACAGAGAAGUUUCCAUACAGCAAGAGAAUUACGAAAUUUGGAGCUGUUAAAACUUCGGUUUGGCGAACAGAAUUUACAUGAAUGUGAAGUUAUGCUUAAAGAUAUUCGAGAUUCGAAACGAAUUGCUAAUUUGGUAUCAGAAGCUACGUCAAAUAAUUCAAAAGGAAAGCAUUUAGAUCAAACAGAUAAAUUAUUAAACAGUCCUACUCUUGCUCCUGAUGGUAAUGAAAUCAUGGAAUCAGAUGAAACGCAGUUAAAAGUUGAUUGUUUGGAGAAUAAUGCAACGUCUGUCGUAUGUGUUACUGGCGCUACUACGACUCCCAUUACUACUGCCAGUAAUGAUGAUAAUUUUGUUUUGAGCAGUAAUAAUAGUAGUGCUAAUAAUAUUGCUUUUCCUUUAUCUGCUUACAUUUUAUCUAUUCAUUAUUGGCCGGAAUUGCUUGAUGAUAAAUUUAAGAUACCUGAAGAUUUCCGUCCAGUAUUUGAACACUAUGAACAAUGUUUCCAACGUCUUAAAGGCAAUAGAACACUCAAUUGGAUGCAUAAACUGGGUCUAGUGAAUAUCGAUCUUACACUUGGCAAACGUAGUGUGAAAAUUGAUGUUACACCGUUGCAGGUAUCAAUUGUUCAUCUAUUCACAAAACAACGUACUUGGUAUAUAAGAGAUUUAGCUCAAAAACUAGAAAGUCAAAUCUCUACUAUUCGAACUAGUUUAUAUAUGUUUAUUCAGUUAGGAUUUAUACGACUAUCUGAUUCACACGAUAGUAAUAACCAUGUAAAUUUUACAAGUGAAAAUCUAGAAAUCUAUGAAGUUUGUGAUGAGACAGAUACUACUAAUUCAAAUGAGAAGUUAAGUAAUUCAAAUAGUAUAAAUUAUUCAAAUGAUCCUGAGAAAAUUGAUUCAAACACUAUUGAAACAACAAAUAAUUGGAUGUUUACAUCACAAGAUCAUUCUGAUUCACUUGUAGCUAGUGUUAGAGAACGUAAAGAAAAGGAAUUACAAGUAAGUACUAAUAAUACUCAUAUUAAUUUGUACACUAUAUGUUAUAUAACAUUCCUAUUAUAUACCAUAUUAGUUCAUUAGUUUACAUAGUUCAGUGACACUUGUUUGAAAGGUAUCAACACACUCAAUAGAACAGUAUUAGUACUUAUUAAAUGCAAUAUUGAGCAAGUUUAAUUUCUUUUGAAUACAUAUUCAUGUAGUUUUAAUGAAACAUCGUUGCGCUAUUGACUCACCCCUCAAAGCGUAGUAUCCUUAAUAAAUAUCAUGUACACAGGACACACUAAGCUGUGCAAUCAUCCACCUUCCUCCCUUUAAAUCGACCAACAACAUCUUUAGACAUAAUAGCUCAAUUUUGUUAUCCCUUUUUAAUUGUACCAUUUGAUGACACCGUAAAGUAAGGCUAUUGGAAAUACAUGACGAUGACAUUAGCCUGUUACCUCAAUGUCGUCAAACUGCUCGAUAAUAUAAAGAUCAAUGAAAUUAAACCUCGCCAAUUAAUGACCACUCUUCAGAAGUGUAUUUUAACCAUCAAAUUUCGAAGCUAUUUUUGCAUGCUUUAAACUACUCGUACUCGUUUUCACACUUGAAAUUCAACCAUUUAAAAUGAUUGAAUGUGAUCUCCGGUGGCAUUUAAGAAUAAUCUUCAAAUAACGAAAUUCAAUAGCAAGCUAUUCUAACUUAUAGUUGAAGCGCUACGUUUAUCAGGCUGUAAAAUAUCAAUAAGAGUAUUUUGCUGCAUGUGCGUUUGCUUUUUACUUAUAACAUCGUCCAUACAAAUCGUUGCUUUUAUUUGACAGUAUCAAAAUCAAGCAGUUUAUUUAGAGAAGCUGAAGGUUAUCUUUCGAUGAGUUUAAGCGUCUCCUUCAGUGCCUUAACCUAUAUCCCAUGUGAGUUCUCAAGGACUUCCAUACCGAUUAUUUCCCUACCAUUGAAGCUAUUCGGAAGUAAAGAAUCACUCAUCUGAAUGAUGCUUGUAUAAUGAUUAUGUAGUAGAUAAAACACAACUAUUCGUGUUUAUUGGUUAUAUGUAUUUGUCCCCACAUACAAAAGGUUGUAAACAUAAAUACUAUCCAUGAAUGGAUAUUUGAUUUAUGCGUCAACAUUGCUCUCGAAUAAGUCAGAUACGUUUCAGUAAUAAGAGGGAAUAAUUGCUCUUGGUAUGAAUAUCUGAUUUAUUUCAUUUAAAGUACAUAGAUCCUAAUAAGUAACAAAAAGUGUGCUACACUUAAAAGAAAUAAAAGAGAAAUUGGCAGUAUAAUCAAUAAAUAAAUGGGCAGAAAUAGUAAUCCAUAAAAGGUAGAUUUCAGUGUAAAAUACAGCUGUCAGUAACAACGUAGAACGUUGUUACUGACUGACUGCUGACACCUAGGUUACUAUUUUCAGCUAAGGACGCUCAUUCUAUUUUGGUUAUCACUGAAACAGAACUUAUACGGGUCGACGUAAAGAAAGGUGGAUAUCGAUAACAGAUGAAUAUUUAUUUAUAAAAUGUACCGUACUUUAGUUCAUAUGUAACAACUUUAAGUUUACGCAUAUUUUUGCAUGUUAUUGC
Molecule: messenger RNA, 4836 nt
Organism: Schistosoma guineensis
Lineage: Eukaryota; Metazoa; Platyhelminthes; Trematoda; Strigeidida; Schistosomatidae
Source: the annotation of a GenBank genome assembly